AUGACCACCACAAAGUCGCGCAGCUUUCCUGUCGAUGUCAAUGUGACUGCUGCACUUAUAGAUGACGUGCACACCGACGUCGCCGUUCUUGGAUUCGCCAACUGCGUGGUUGUGCUGAUCACGCAGCUCGCCUCGGUCGGCAGCAUAAUCCAAGCAGUGACGUCGCGAGUCUCCUACAAUAACGGCGAGUUCGGUGAUCUCGUCGAGGUGGAUGACGUGCCUGUUGAUAUCAAGUUUGUGCUGGGCAAUGCCAAUGCAUCCAAGGCAGCGUCGCUGUACCAGAUCUGCGCCAUGCACGUUGCCCAGAGCAGAUACAGGCAGAACCCGCUCGACACCCGGCCGCUGGUGCUGGGCAUCGGGCUCAAGGUGCCGGCUGGGUUCAACCUGCCGCAACCAGAGGAUGGCGACGACGGAUCAGCAGCGGACAGCAGCAUCUAUGCAACUGUGCAGGCGUCGCUGGACGAUGUUGCGACCUUUACCGUCGAUACCAACCACCUUGUGAUCAAGGGCGUAUCAGUCGACCAGGGUUCGGGCUUUGCCGCCGCCGAGUACACGCUGAGCGAGGCUCACCCCGUGUUUGGCCAUGCGCUGAAUGUCUCGCUCAAGGACGCCAAGAAGGAUGCUGAGUUCAAGGUCAAGAUCGAGUACGAGACGACCAAGGGGAGCGCUGGAAUCCAAGUGCUGACGCCCGAGCAGACACUGGGCAAAAAGCACCCGUUCCUGUUCACGCAGUGCCAGGCGAUCCACGCGCGCAGCCUGCUGCCGUGCCAGGACAGCCCGUCGAUCAAGCUGUCGUACUCUGCAGACAUCCGCGUGUACAGCUUCGAGCAAAAGAUCACGAUUCCGUCGUACUUGAUUGCUAUGGCCAUCGGUAACCUGGCCAAGUCGGAUAUCAGCGACCGCUGCGCUGUCUGGUCCGAGCCCGAGGGCAUCGAGGCGUGCGCAUGGGAACCGGCUGAGAAGCUGGUGACGCCGUACUCGUGGGGCCGCUACGACCUGCUGAUCCUGCCUCCCUCGUUCCCCUACGGCGGCAUGGAGAACCCGUGCCUGACGUUUGUGACGCCGACACUGCUUGCUGGCGACCGCUCACUGACCGACGUUGUCGCGCACGAAAUUGCGCACAGCUGGUCAGGCAACCUGAUUACCACUAGCAACUGGGAGCACUUCUGGCUCAACGAGGGCUGGACAACGUUCCUCGAGCGCAAGAUCGUUGCUGCGCUGCAUGGCGAGGAUGCCCGGCAGCUGAGCCACGUGCUCGGCUACAAGGCCCUGAAGGCCGACAUUGAGCUGCUGGGCGGCGAUAACCAGCUGACCGCGCUGGUCCCGAAGCUCGACGACGUGGACCCUGAUGACUCGUACUCGCGUGUGCCGUACGAGAAGGGCGCCCUUUUGCUGUACUACCUCGAGCAGCAGCUGGGCCCGGUCGUGUUCCAUCACAUCACCACCAUGUAUGUGCGCGAAUUCGCCGGCCAGUCGAUCAACACUGGCGACUUCCACAACUUCAUCCUGCGGUAUGUGCACCACUACCUGGACCCUACUGAUGAGGCGAAGAUUGCAGCGAUCGACUUUGAUGCCUGGUUCACCAAGCCGGGAAUGCCGCCGGUCGACUUCAAAUUCGACGAGGCGCCGCAGCAGGCUGCCUUCGAUCUGGCUCGCCGCUGGUGGGACGCCCGUGACGUUGCCGACGCACACACCAAGUUUGAUGCUAAGGAGUUCAGCGAUAUGUCGACGACGCAGAAGGUGAUCUUCAUCCAGACCCUCAGCGACAAGGGCGAGGUGCCGCACUCGGCUCUGGCUGAGGUCGAGAAGGCCUACGGUCUGUCGGGAUCGCGCAACUGCGAGGUGCGCAUGGCCUGGCUGUCGAUGGCCCUGAAGAACAACUACGAGGCCGAGUUCGACAACGCCGUUCGCAUGCUUGGUGAGCAGGGUCGGAUGAAGUACACGCGCCCGCUGUACCGCGCCCUGGCCAAGUCGGGCUCCAAGGGCAAGGAGCUGGCCGAGGCGACAUUCGCCAAGCACCGCAGCUUCUACCACCCGAUCUGCACUCGUCUGGUGGCCAAGGACCUUGGUCUCUAA
This is a messenger RNA of Linderina pennispora, 2076 nucleotides long. RefSeq names its product zincin. The record is from RefSeq and is a predicted model, not a curated record. The transcript is spliced from 4 exons. The coding region runs from base 1 to 2076 and encodes 691 amino acids. Gene Ontology annotation, cellular component: cytosol. Gene Ontology annotation, molecular function: aminopeptidase activity; epoxide hydrolase activity; metallopeptidase activity. NCBI's taxonomy places the organism in Eukaryota, Fungi, Kickxellomycota, Kickxellomycetes, Kickxellales, Kickxellaceae.